GCAAGCCAGUAACAAAAUAGUGGCGGAGAAGAACGGUCGAAACGAUGAGGGAAAUUGUUCAUCUGCAGGCGGGCCAGUGCGGAAAUCAGAUCGGCUCCAAGUUCUGGGAGAUCAUCUCUGACGAGCAUGGGAUCGACCCCACUGGCAUGUACCAUGGCGACAAUGAUCUUCAGCUUGAGAGGAUAAAUGUGUACUACAACGAGGCAGCCCGCGGCAAGUAUGUACCGCGAGCAAUUCUGGUGGACCUCGAACCCGGAACCAUGGAUUCAGUACGCUCGGGACCGUUCGGGCAGCUGUUCAGACCGGACAACUAUGUGUUCGGACAGAGUGGGGCAGGGAACAACUGGGCAAAAGGCCACUACACAGAAGGUGCCGAGCUAGUGGAUUCUGUUCUGGAUGUCCUGCGCAAAGAGGCAGAAGCCUGUGACUGCUUGCAGGGGUUCCAGCUGGCCCACUCACUGGGCGGGGGCACAGGCUCUGGCAUGGGGACAUUGCUCAUAUCCAAGAUACGAGAGGAAUACCCCGACAGAAUAAUGAACACAUUCAGUGUUGUGCCUUCUCCAAAGGUGUCAGACACAGUGGUAGAGCCAUACAAUGCAACCCUAUCAGUGCAUCAGUUGGUUGAGAACACUGAUGAGACAUUCUGCAUAGACAACGAGGCUCUGUACGACAUCUGUUUUCGCACGCUCAAACUCACCUCACCCACAUACGGGGAUCUCAACCAUCUCGUCUCCGUCACAAUGUCAGGGGUAACAACAUGCCUGAGGUUCCCAGGCCAGUUGAACGCUGAUCUCCGUAAACUGGCAGUCAAUAUGGUGCCUUUUCCACGCCUGCAUUUCUUCAUGCCUGGGUUUGCCCCACUGACAGCACGAGGGAGCCAACAGUACCGUGCCCUCACUGUGCCAGAACUCACACAACAGAUGUUUGACGCUAAGAACAUGAUGGCAGCUUGCGACCCCCGUCAUGGACGAUACCUCACUGUAGCAGCCAUCUUUAGGGGUAUGAUGUCCAUGAAAGAGGUUGAUGAACAGAUGCUUAAUGUUCAAAACAAGAAUUCCAGUUACUUCGUGGAAUGGAUCCCAAAUAACGUGAAGGUUGCAGUAUGUGAUAUUCCUCCACGUGGUCUUCGGAUGUCAGCAACAUUCAUUGGUAACACAACUGCAAUCCAGGAGAUAUUCAGACGCAUUUCUGAACAGUUCACAGCAAUGUUUCGGCGCAAAGCAUUCUUACACUGGUACACAGGAGAGGGGAUGGAUGAAAUGGAGUUUACAGAAGCAGAAUCCAACAUGAAUGAUCUCGUGUCUGAAUAUCAGCAAUAUCAGGAUGCUACCGCCGAGGAUGAUGUUGAGUUUGAUGAGGAAGAAGAGCUAGUGGAGGAAGCGGAAUGAUAAUUCUUACACCACAGACACUGUCUUCCUUCAUCCAAUUUAUAAUGUUAAAUAAUAAAAUAAGUUGAUUUAUAAAUAAACUGUUCAAGGAAACAGAA
This is a messenger RNA of Cryptotermes secundus, 1486 nucleotides long. Its product is annotated as tubulin beta chain. Gene Ontology annotation, biological process: microtubule cytoskeleton organization; mitotic cell cycle. Bases 45 to 1388 code for a protein of 447 amino acids. The transcript has 9 exons. Gene Ontology annotation, cellular component: microtubule; cytoplasm. Gene Ontology annotation, molecular function: GTPase activity; structural constituent of cytoskeleton; GTP binding. Lineage: Eukaryota; Metazoa; Arthropoda; Insecta; Blattodea; Kalotermitidae. The record is from RefSeq and is a predicted model, not a curated record.